UGUAAAUUUUUGUUAUAUUUGUUCAAGAAGUAUUAAAAUAUUUAAUUAAUACUGUAUGAAGAUUACUUUUGGAUGUUUGAUUAAAUUAACGUUUUGAACAGUAAAAAUAAAACACUGGCAAGAUUUUCAGAUUUUAAUCUUACAAAAAUCUGUAAAUUAUAUCUGUGCCAGCUGCAAUACUCAUGACACCGCCAAGUUUAAAAAGGAAUACUAACGAUGUUCCAUACGGGAUAUUAGCAAUUCAGAAAUGUGCACGAAUAUGUUGUCCACGUAAUCGCUGUCAAAAAGUUAUACUAUAUAAAAUAUCAAUUCUAUUCCUCACAUAUAUGUGCUAUAUAUGUUAUAAAAUGUCAAGAAAGCCAAUAUCCGUAGUAAAAUCUGUACUGCACGAUACAUGCACAAAUGGUACUUCCACACAUUGUGGUUAUGCGCCUUUUAAUACUCCUGAUGGACCUAAAUUAUUUGGUGAGAUGGACUCUGCAUUUUUAUUCACCUAUGCACUUUCCAUGUUUGCGUCAGGAUUCAUAGCUGAACGUGUAUCAUUACGUUAUUAUCUCUGUUUUGGCAUGAUCUUGUCAGGACUUUUUCAAUACUUAUUUGGUUUAGCUAAAAUUUUGGAUAUUCAUAACAUGACGUAUUUUUUACUUAUACAAAUAUUUGGUGGUAUAGUCCAAACAACAGGAUGGCCUGGUGUGGUGACUAUCGUUGGCCGUUGGUUCGGUAAAUCAAAGCGUGGUUUAGUAUUUGGAAUUUGGAAUAGUCAUACUUCUAUUGGCAAUAUACUUGGUACGCUAAUAGCUGCAGAGUAUGUGGAAUCAGACUGGUCGCUAUCAUUUAUUGUUCCCGCCAUUAUAAUUUGUAUUGGCGGUGUUAUCAUGUUUUUGUUUCUGGCAGAAAGUCCAGAAUCAGUUAGCUUACAACUUGACCGGCCUUACUCAUAUGACCUCAUUAAUGAUUCCGAUGUCGAAGAUGAUAGAAAUCGUAAUGAAUCAAGUGAAAGAGCACAAUUGUUACGGCAUAGACCAUCAAUUAGUAUAAUUGAUGCACUUCAUAUACCAGGCGUAAUCGAAUUUUCAUUUUGUUUAUUUUUUUCAAAAUUAGUCAGUUAUACAUUCCUGUACUGGUUGCCGCUGUACAUUGAGAAUUCAAGCACUUUGGGAGCAGAAGUGUCUGCCAUUUUAUCAACGACAUUUGAUGUUGGUGGUAUAAUUGGUACUAUUACAGCUGGUGGAAUAUCUGAUAAAACUGGAAUGCCUGCUACUGUGUGCAUGGUUAUGUUUUUGAUAGCAUCUCCUGUGUUGCUUUUGUAUCAACAGUUUGGUUCAGUAUCUAUGGAAAUAAGCAUUGUAUUGCUUAUACUCGGAGGCAUUACGGUUAAUGGACCAUAUGGUCUUAUAACGACAGCAGUGAGUGCUGAAUUAGGAACACAUAGUACUGUAGAAGGAAAUGCCAAAGCUUUAGCUACUGUUACUGCAAUUAUAGAUGGGAUCGGCUCAAUUGGUGCUGCUGUGGGUCCACUUUUGGCUGGUGUUUUCUGUACUGGAGGUUGGGAACAAGUUUUUCAAAUGCUUAUUAUGGCCCUGACCUGUGCAAUGAUAUUAUUAAUACGACUAGUAGCUAAAGAAUGCAUAAAUUUACGUCGUAAUAGCCGAACUCGUAGUGAAUAAUAACCAAAUCCAAAUAUAUUUUUUAAAAUGAUUUUAUUACAUUUUCAAUUACAAAUAAUUAUUUGUAAUUUUAAAUAUAUUUUUA
Molecule: messenger RNA, 1752 nt
Organism: Teleopsis dalmanni
Lineage: Eukaryota; Metazoa; Arthropoda; Insecta; Diptera; Diopsidae
Product: glucose-6-phosphate exchanger SLC37A2-like
Exons: 8
Coding region: 183-1667 (494 amino acids)
Biological process (GO): transmembrane transport
Cellular component (GO): membrane
Molecular function (GO): transmembrane transporter activity
Source: RefSeq, a predicted model, not a curated record